Messenger RNA from Artibeus jamaicensis (Jamaican fruit-eating bat), 5086 nucleotides. It is a transcript of the gene RIMBP2, whose product is annotated as RIMS binding protein 2. Gene Ontology annotation, molecular function: protein binding. Bases 280 to 3480 code for a protein of 1066 amino acids. Gene Ontology annotation, biological process: neuromuscular synaptic transmission. The record is from RefSeq and is a predicted model, not a curated record. NCBI's taxonomy places the organism in Eukaryota, Metazoa, Chordata, Mammalia, Chiroptera, Phyllostomidae. The transcript is spliced from 21 exons.
CACAGUAGACUGCAGUCCUCGCCUUCGCAGUGAAGCUCCGAGUCUGGCCCUGCUGCCUGGAAGGAGGAUGAGCAGAAGGACGCCGCCCAGGGAGCGGCUCGCCUGAGACCGCAGCAUGCAGGCCUGCCCUCCGGGGCCCAGCAGCUGGACCAGGUGAAAGCGGAGUAUGCCCGGCUUAGCCACACGCUCGCCAUCGUGACCCGAGAACGCGAUUUGGCCGUGAAGGAGAAGUGCCAGCUCCGAGCCAAGCUGGAGAACCUAGAACAGGUCCUAAAGCACAUGCGAGAGGCCGCUGAGAGGCGGCAGCAGCUGGAGCUGGAGCAUGAGCAGGCCCUGGCUGUCCUCAACGCCAAGCAGCAGGAGAUCGACCUUCUGCAGAAGGCUCAGGUUGAAGCUAAGAAGCAGCAUGAAGGUGCUGUGCAGCUGUUAGAGUGCAAGGUGCGGGAGCUGGAGGACACGUGCCGGGCGCAGAGUGAGCAGUUCAGCCUGCUGUCGCGGGACCUGCAGAGGCUCCGGCAGCACGCCGGCAGGACCGACCUGCUGGGCGGCUCCCUGGCCUCCCUGGACGUCCCCUCGUCCCCCGGCAAGCCCUUCCCGCAGUUCAUGAACGGCCUGGCCCCCUCCAUCAGGUCAGGUCAGGAGAGCGCCUUUGGAAGCCACCCGGUGAUCGGGGACUACAUCCGGCCCCUGCCGCUCCCCGGGGACAAGCCGGAGCCGCUGUCUGUCAGGCCCACCUUUCUGUCAAGAUCGGGAAGCCCAAGAUGCAGAUUUGAGUCCGAGAUGGACAAUGAGCGGAACGCCAACCCCUCCAGGCAGAGAUACUUGGGGAAGGUGCACCUGUGUGUCGCCCGCUACAGUUACAACCCCUUCGACGGCCCAAAUGAGAACCCAGAGGCUGAGCUGCCGCUCACGGCGGGGAAAUACCUCUACGUCUACGGAGACAUGGACGAGGACGGCUUCUAUGAAGGUGAGCUCCCGGACGGGCAGCGGGGUCUGGUGCCCUCCAACUUCGUGGACUUUGUCCAGGACAGCGAGUCCCGAUUAAGUGCCCUGGGGACCGAGCUGGGUCAGAACUUCAUCAACCACAGCGGCCUGGGCCUGGACGGGGAGAACAUCCUGGACCUGCACUCGCCCACCCAGCUGGACUCGGGCGUCACCGACAACGGCGUGGGGAUGCUGGACGUGAGCGUCGAUGACGUCGGAGAAGACAUCGUGCCUUACCCUAGGAAAAUCACCCUCAUCAAACAACUCGCCAGAAGUGUCAUUGUGGGCUGGGAGCCCCCGGCCGUGCCGCCGGGCUGGGGCGCCGUGGGCGGCUACACCGUGCUGGUGGACCAGGAGCCGCGCCUGAGCCUGCCGCUCGCGGGCAGAACUAAGGCCCUGAUCGAGAAGCUGAACGUGGCGGCCUGCACCCACCGCGUGUCCGUGCAGUGCGUGACGAGCCGGGGCAGCUCGGACCAGCUGCGCUGCACGCUGCUCGUGGGCAAGGACGUGGUGGUGGCCCCCUCCCAGCUGAGGGUGGACAGCGUCACCCAGGUCUCCGCCCGGCUCUCCUGGCUGCCCACCAACAGCAACUACAGCCACGUCAUCUUCCUCAACGAGGAGGAGCUGGACGUGGUCCAGGCGGCCAGGUACCAGUACCAGUUCCUCAGCCUCAGGCCCGACACGGCCUACAAGGUCAAGGUCCUGGCCAGGCCCCACCAGAUGCCGUGGCAGCUCCCCCUGGAGCAGAGGGAGAAGAAGGAGGCCUUCGUGGAGUUCUCCACGCUGCCCGCAGGUCCUCCGGCUCCGCCCCAGGAUGUCAUGGUCCAAGCAGGGGCCACCCCAGCAACUGUCCACGUCUCCUGGAAGCCGCCGGCCCUGACCGCUACCGGGCUGUCCAAUGGGGCCCACGUCACGGGCUACGGCGUGUAUGCAAACGGGCAGAGGGUGGCCGAGGUCAUCGCGCCCAUGGCGGACAGCACGGCCGUGGAGCUGGUGCGGCUGCGAAGCCUGGAAGCCAAGGCUGUGACCGUGCGGACCCUCUCUGCCCAGGGGGAGUCUGUGGACUCCGCCCUUGCUGCCGUCCCCCCCGACCUCCUGGUGCCUCCAGCCCCCCCCAGAAUUGCUCCCACACCGAAGCCAUUAGCAAGUGCCGGAGUCCCCGAUACCAAAGAUGACCGCCCGGGCCCCUACGUCACGGUGGACGAGGCCUGGGAGCAGGGCCGGGCGCCUCCUCACGGGCACAGGCUGCAGCCCCCCGGCCUGCAGGGGAGGCGGUCGCCGUCGCCCAGCCGGAUCCUCCCGCAGCCACAGGGGGCCCCAGUGUCCACCUCCGUUGCCAAGGCCAUGGCCCGGGAAGCUGCACAGAGAGUGGCGGAGAGCAGCAGGUUAGAGAAAAGGAGCGUCUUCCCGGAGAGGGGCGGCCAGUACGCCAACUCCGACGAGGAGGAGGGCGACGAGUCCCCAGACGUCAGGCGGAGAGGCACCUCGGUGGAGGACUUUCUGAAAGGCUCUGAGCUCGGCAAGCCCCCCCACUGCUGCCAUGGAGACGAGUACCACACAGAGAGCAGCCGAGGCUCCGACCUCUCGGACAUCAUGGAGGAGGACGAGGAGGAGCUGCACUCGGAGAUGCAGCUGGAGGGCGGCGGCCGGCGGCGGCCCAGCGGCACGUCCCACAGUGCCCUCAAGAUUCUAGGCAACCCCGCGGCUGCAGGACGGGCCGACCGGCCGGACUCCGUGGGCCGGAGGUUUCCCCAUGGCAGCGCCGGCCCCCCGAGGUCCCGGCCAGGGACGGGCCCCUCCAUCGAUGAAUACGGCGACCGAGACCGGCUUUCCCCGGACUUCUAUGAGGAGUCCGAGACCGACCCCGGGGCCGAGGAGCCCGUGGCCCGCAUCUUCGUGGCCCUGUUUGACUACGACCCCCUGAGCAUGUCCCCGAACCCUGACGCUGCGGAGGAGGAGCUGCCCUUCAAGGAGGGGCAGAUCAUCAAGGUCUAUGGCGACAAGGAUGCGGAUGGCUUCUACCGCGGUGAGACCUGCGCGCGCGUGGGCCUCAUUCCCUGCAACAUGGUCUCCGAGAUCCACACGGACGACGAGGAGAUGAUGGAGCAGCUCUUCAGACAAGGCUUCCUCCCGCUCAACACGCCCGUGGAGAAGUUGGAGAGGACCAGAAGAGGCGGCAGGCAGCACCCCGUGUCCACGCGCAGGAUGGUGGCCCUGUAUGACUACGACCCGCGGGAAAGCUCGCCCAACAUCGACGUGGAGGCUGAGCUCACCUUCUGCACAGGUGACAUCAUCUCCGUGUUCGGUGAAAUCGAUGAAGACGGGUUUUACUACGGGGAGCUCAAUGGGCAGAAAGGCCUGGUGCCCUCGAACUUCCUGGAAGAAGUGCCUGACGACGUGGAAGUCUAUCUCUCAGACGCCCCGUCCCCCCACGCGCAGGACACGCCGGCGCGCUCCAAGGCAAAGCGGAAGAAGAGUGUUCAUUUCACACCUUAAUCAGGCCAUGUAGCCUUCACGUAAGUCAGCAACUGAAGAUACCUAUAGAACACCGACCUAAGCUACCUUAACGGACUAGCGCGGUAGACUUAAGGUUCGCUGUGGGGUUGCAAAGAGAAACAUGUCUCAGAAAAUCAUUGGACCUACAGUGUCAGGUGUCUGUUGCCGGGCGUCAGUUGCAGGGCAGCUGGAUGUGUGUGGUGAGACGAACCGUCCCUCACGGGCACUUCCUUCCGUCCACACGGAGAGCAUUGGAAAGGCUCCCACAUUGGGAGCGUAUUGCUUACGAGGCCAGUGGCGUGUUUACGUAGCGUUCCAAUGUCUACUCGUAACCGAGGCUGCGUAUUGCAUUGUGAGCCAGGCUUGCAAAAAGCACAGCCUCGCACGAAUGUUUGCCACGGGACUGCGGCUUCCGUAAAACACCCAGCGAGAUCAGGCUCCCCGCCGGGCCGUGAGCGGGGCAGCCGCCCGCCGCGCUGGCCUGAGGGCCGCACCCGUCUCUGGGGUCCCCAGGCCUCUGUGCAGCGAGGGCCAAGCGUCUCCCCAAAGCACAGAGACCAUGGGGAGAGGCUGGGCUGGUGGCCACCAAUGCAAUACCAAGUUCGGUCUAGGAGACACGCAGCUCCAAUGAUUGCCUCACAUGGAGGACACGGUAUCUUCAGGUGACCUUGGGAUGCUUGACGAGGUGUUUUCCAUUAGAGUUAGACCUUGAUUUUAAAUCCAAGCAAGCUUGAAGCCCCUUGGCUGGUGCCCUUUUCCUGCUGAAUACGGAACCCUGGGUGGUGGGGGGAGGCUUGCUCUGGCGAGGUCAGGCAGCGAGGGGCGGUGGUCCCGCAUGUCAGGUGUGAGGCCAGUUGGGGCCUGGCGAGGCCACCAGGCGCCCCGUGGUGAGCUCAGUCGCUCCCCGUUUAAGGUCAAGGUCAUGGAGACACUGAAACUCACCAUGUAGCUCACAACCGACAAAUUCUAUCUCUGGUUACAUGUGAAUAACGACCACAUACAGUGAGGGCCUUGAAGCUUUCUUUGAUUGUAAUUAAGGUUCAUUUUAGUUUUUUUUUUUCUUUCAACGGGUGUGCCAUCUCCAAUAUUUCUAACCCAGGAACGCACGUGCUCCCUCCCCUGCACUCCCCAGGGUUUAUAGACCCAAGUAGCUUUCAAAGGCAACAGAAUUCCCCUUAAGAAAGUUCACUUUUGAGAUGACCAGUGGGUACUUGGCCAACCUGACUACCAACUUCACUUAAAACAGCCCCCAGCCCUUGGUCUUAAUGUACAAGGGAAGCGAGUCCCUAGCUCUGUCUUGCCAAAGCGCUGGCCACUCUGCCUGCCCUGAGGACACAGACUGAGCCGGCCAGGCCUUGGGCCAGUGACGCUGGGGUGCCCCCUCCCCCGGGGCAGUACCACUGGAAAGAGGAGAGAGCACCCUUCCCCCCCCUGCGCGCGGGCCGGGCGUGGAAGCGGCCGAGGGGCUUGGCGGUGCUGGCGCUGACACUCCACCUGUCACACUGUACCUACCAGGUUCCUCCUGAGGGGUCAGGUACAGCAAGGAGAGCGCCAUCCCCCACAGCCCAUCUCCAUUCGGGGUCACCUGCGUCAUCUGUGGGUACUG